Messenger RNA from Panthera uncia (snow leopard), 5561 nucleotides. RefSeq names its product N-deacetylase and N-sulfotransferase 1 (gene NDST1). The coding region runs from base 1837 to 4485 and encodes 882 amino acids. Gene Ontology annotation, cellular component: Golgi apparatus. Lineage: Eukaryota; Metazoa; Chordata; Mammalia; Carnivora; Felidae. The record is from RefSeq and is a predicted model, not a curated record. The transcript is spliced from 15 exons. Gene Ontology annotation, molecular function: heparan sulfate N-sulfotransferase activity; deacetylase activity.
AGCACAUCUAGAGAGAUGAGGCCACUUUCAUGCGUGCCUUGAGGAAAGCCUCCUGGGUCUCAGCAGGCCCGUGCUGUGCCCACCAGGCCUCCAGGAGAUUAGGGAGCUUCCGUGGCUCUAAGUGACUUGAAGCUUACCCUUCCUCUUUGUUGCUCCCAGCACAUCUGGCUUCCCUCUGCGCUGGCCACAGGGCCUGGAACUUUUUCAGUCUCCCUAAGGCUUUCCUGUCUUGUGGGCAGCCUAGUCUUGGGACAUCCAUCUGGGCCAGUGGCCCCAUCACCACCAGUGGGCCUGUCGGCUAGUCCUCAGGUGGCUGUUAAGAGGUAGCCAAGGCCGCUAAUCCCUGCAGGAGUUCUUAGGAUUUAUCCAGGCCCCGGAAGGUGGUCCUGGGCCACCCUUAUGACGUGACAUGAGGGGACUUGGACAAUUAGCCCAGUCUCUGUCCCUGGGCCCACGCAUACAAAAACUCCAUCUUUUUUUUUCCUACCCUGACUCUCAGGGCCUGGAAUUCUGCCAUUAGCAAGUUGCCUUGUGCUCUCCUUGACGUCCUCUAAAAAGGCACAUACUCCUGCAUGUGGACAGUCCUACGUGUUUACUGCUAAAGAGUAAAGCCAGGCUAGCCUGGCCCUUUUCCAGCUGCCUGUGUGACCGUGGCCAUGUUGCUUCUCCUCUCUGGGCUACGUAAGGCCCUUUCACCUAUCACCUCAACACGCUGGUCUGGAUUCUACACCUUCCACACUCUUGCAGUUACCCUUCUUCCUCCUCUGCUGGGCGGACAGUGGGAAGGACCCCGCAGCUGAGUCGGGAUGCGGGCAGGGCCCAGAAGCCAGUGUCACCACCAGCGGGCCCAGAUAGCUGAGUGGAUAUCAUAUCAUCAUAUCGGGCCUACUUCCUGUUCUUUUCAGGACAGGUGGGGAAGCAGGUCUGGAGGGGGAAGGCUCUUGCUUCACAUAGGAAGUCAGGUGGAGCUGUAGCCAUAGAGCAGAUUUCCUUGCGGCCAGCGCGGGUUCCUCCACUGCCGGUUGCACCUUUCAUGAGAGUGUCUGGAGGGCUCAUCAGCAUGAGGGCCAGGGACGUGCUUUCUCCUCCUCCAUGGAAGGCGCCUCUAGGCUGGGGCCUCUGCCUGUUGUGGGGCCCCUGAGUGUGGGGCAGAAGCAAGCAGGACAUCCUCUUCCUGAGGUCCAGGAGGGAGGGGCCGGUGGCCUCUGGCAAGGAACCUGGUGGUGAGGGGCCUGGAGGCUUCCGGAACAUGGUUGGUGGCUCAGGAUGCCCUAGAGCCACCACUCCCUCCCUCUUUCCCUCCCUCCCUCCCAGGGAGGGGACUGGCUGAGAGUAAUGCCAUUUGUCCUAGCUCUGGGAUUGGGUGCGGCCUCGUCAAGUGAGGAGCGUGCAGCCAUUAAGAGGACGCAGUGAAGGGAAGCCGAGCCCAGCGCUGCUGCCUGGAGGUCUGCCUUGGCCGCGUGGGCCCCACUGAGCGAGCGGCAUGCAGCACCCCCGGGCCUGCCCCGUGUCCUUCGGCCCGCUGCCCAGCCCCCCCAGGAGGCCCUGACGCCCUGGGGGCACUUCUGCUGUGCACAGGACCACGUGGGGGUUUGCCAUGGUGACAUAAAGGCGCACGGAGGAAGGAAGGAGCGCAACCGGCCUGCGGACUGUGCCCCUGGCUGGGAGGAAGGGCCGGGGGCCCGGAUCCCCCACUCCUGCUGCCCACUGAGGGCCGCGCUUGCUAAGUGACUGUGAAUUUGUUGGUCAGUGGACGACUCUGCUCUCUCCUCCUGCGUGGGGCCUGGGGGUGGCCGGGGCAGAGGGGCCUCCGGAGGCCGAGGUCUGGGGGCCAGGAUGCCCGCCCUGGCGCGCCUCCGCAGGCUGUGUCGGCACGUGUCCCCGCAGGCUGUCCUUUUCCUGCUGUUCAUCUUCUGCCUGUUCAGCGUUUUUGUCUCGGCCUACUACCUGUAUGGCUGGAAGCGGGGCCUGGAGCCCUCGGCAGACGCCCCUGAGCCUGACUGUGGGGACCCGCCCCCUGUGGCCCCCAGCCGCCUGCUGCCACUCAAGCCCAUACAGGCGGCCGCCCCCUCCCGCACGGACCCACUGGUGCUGGUGUUUGUGGAGAGCCUCUACUCCCAGCUGGGCCAGGAGGUCGUGGCCAUCCUGGAGUCCAGCCGCUUCAAGUACCGCACGGAGAUCGCACCGGGCAAGGGUGAUAUGCCCACGCUCACCGACAAGGGCCGCGGCCGCUUCGCCCUCAUCAUUUAUGAGAACAUCCUCAAGUACGUCAACCUGGACGCCUGGAACCGGGAGCUGCUGGACAAGUACUGUGUGGCCUAUGGUGUGGGCAUCAUCGGCUUCUUCAAGGCCAACGAGAACAGCCUGCUGAGUGCGCAGCUCAAAGGUUUCCCCCUGUUCCUGCACUCCAACCUGGGCCUGAAGGACUGCAGCAUCAACCCCAAGUCCCCGCUGCUCUAUGUGACACGGCCCAGCGAGGUGGAGAAGGGCGUGCUGCCCGGCGAGGACUGGACCGUGUUCCAGUCCAACCACUCCACCUACGAGCCUGUGCUGCUGGCCAAGACGCGCUCCUCCGAGUCCAUCCCGCACCUGGGCGCGGACGCCGGCCUGCACGCCGCUCUGCAUGCCACCGUGGUCCAGGACCUGGGCCUCCAUGACGGCAUCCAGCGUGUGCUGUUUGGCAACAACCUCAACUUCUGGCUGCACAAGCUCGUCUUUGUCGACGCCGUGGCCUUCCUCACCGGCAAGCGCCUCUCCCUGCCUCUGGACCGCUACAUCCUGGUGGACAUCGACGACAUCUUUGUGGGCAAGGAGGGCACACGCAUGAAGGUGGAGGACGUGAAGGCCCUGUUUGAUACGCAGAAUGAACUACGCACGCACAUCCCAAACUUCACCUUCAACCUGGGCUACUCAGGGAAAUUCUUCCACACAGGUACUGAUGCCGAGGACGCUGGGGACGAUUUGCUGCUGUCGUAUGUGAAGGAGUUCUGGUGGUUCCCCCACAUGUGGAGUCACAUGCAGCCCCACCUUUUCCACAACCAGUCGGUGCUGGCCGAGCAGAUGGCCCUGAACAAGAAGUUCGCUGUCGAGCAUGGCAUCCCCACGGACAUGGGCUAUGCCGUGGCGCCCCACCACUCGGGCGUGUACCCUGUGCACGUGCAGCUGUAUGAGGCCUGGAAGCAGGUGUGGAGUAUCCGCGUGACCAGCACGGAGGAGUACCCCCACCUGAAGCCGGCCCGCUACCGCCGUGGCUUCAUCCACAACGGCAUCAUGGUCCUCCCGCGGCAGACCUGCGGCCUCUUCACGCACACCAUCUUCUACAAUGAGUACCCUGGUGGCUCCAGCGAGCUGGACAAGAUCAUCAACGGGGGCGAGCUCUUUCUCACCGUGCUCCUCAAUCCUAUCAGCAUUUUCAUGACGCACCUGUCCAACUAUGGCAAUGACCGCCUGGGCCUGUACACCUUCAAGCACCUGGUGCGCUUCCUGCACUCCUGGACCAACCUCCGGCUGCAGACGCUGCCCCCCGUGCAGCUGGCACAGAAGUACUUCCAGAUCUUCUCCGAGGAGAAGGACCCGCUCUGGCAGGACCCCUGUGAGGAUAAACGCCACAAAGACAUCUGGUCCAAGGAGAAGACAUGUGACCGCUUCCCAAAGCUCCUCAUCAUUGGCCCCCAGAAAACAGGCACCACAGCCCUCUACCUGUUCCUGGGCAUGCACCCAGACCUCAGCAGCAACUACCCCAGCUCAGAAACCUUUGAGGAGAUCCAGUUUUUUAAUGGCCACAACUAUCACAAAGGCAUCGACUGGUACAUGGAGUUCUUCCCCAUCCCCUCCAACACCACCUCCGACUUCUACUUUGAGAAAAGCGCCAACUACUUUGAUUCGGAAGUGGCGCCCCGGCGGGCAGCCGCUCUGUUGCCCAAGGCCAAGGUCCUGACCAUCCUCAUCAACCCAGCAGACCGGGCCUAUUCCUGGUACCAGCACCAGCGAGCCCAUGACGACCCAGUGGCCCUGAAGUACACCUUUCACGAGGUGAUCACGGCUGGGCCUGACGCGUCCGUGAAGCUGCGUGCCCUCCAGAACCGCUGCCUGGUCCCCGGCUGGUACGCCACCCACAUUGAGCGCUGGCUCAGCGCCUUUCACGCCAACCAGAUUCUGGUCUUGGAUGGCAAACUGUUGCGAACAGAACCCGCCAAAGUGAUGGACACAGUGCAAAAGUUCCUUGGGGUGACCAACACUAUUGACUACCACAAAACCUUGGCGUUUGAUCCAAAGAAAGGAUUUUGGUGCCAGCUGCUCGAAGGAGGAAAAACCAAGUGUCUGGGCAAAAGCAAAGGCCGGAAAUACCCAGAGAUGGACCUGGAUUCCCGCGCCUUCCUGAAGGACUAUUAUCGGGACCACAACAUCGAGCUUUCUAAGCUGCUGUACAAGAUGGGCCAGACACUGCCCACCUGGCUGCGGGAGGACCUCCAGAACACCAGGUAGCCACGGCCACCUCAGCCAGACUGAACGUUUGCGAUGGCCUGGACGGCCUGCCGCAUGCUGAGCCAGACUGACCUGCAGAGUGGGGAGCUGGGCCUGGGCUGGCCAAGCACUUAUGAGCAAUACUCAGCUGAGGCCCAGGCGGGGCCAGGAGAAGAGCCCAGGCAGGUCCGCAGGCACUUCAGAGCAUCCAGUGCCAGGUCUGUGGCCUAUAGGACCUCCUUAGCCACCAGGGGUCCGUUCCGUUCACAGCCUUCCAUGGGGAGGCCACUUCCUGUUGGGGGGAGGCCACUUCCUGGUAGGAGGGAGUCCGUGAGACUCUUUUCUGUCCCUCACUGUGUUCUACCAACCACACCCUCCCCGUCAUCCCAUCACUCCCUGCCCCGGGCAGGGUAUCCCCUCAGUAUUAGCUGCCCUAUUUUCCCCGUCCUCCAGACAAUAGGGAGAAGAGCCCAGCUGGGCCUUUUGCCAAACCAGGGAGAGAGACUGGAUGCUUCCCUGACUGUUUUGAGCCAGGCACUUCAGAGGGGUCAGCGGGGGACCCAGAGUCACUAGGCUGGAUGUGGGGGUGGCCACCUCAAGAGAACUCCGGACCUCCGCACACAUUCUGGUUAAUACUUUCACAUCUCACCUUCCCUUUUGGGUAAAGAAUCGCUGAUUCCUACAGUAUCCACCCAGUCCUUGGGGCCUUCUUCAGGACCCCGGGGCACCGCCAUGCCAUUUGGACCCAGAGACCCAGGCCUCCCUACCCCUGUUCCUCACCCUGGGAUAUGAUGUGUGGUGUUUCCUGUGGUAAAAGACUGAGGCGGUUCAGGAGUCUGCCAGUAUACAUGUCCCAAUGUACAUAUGCUGUCCCCACGCCCACCCAACCUUGGCCCCUGGCAGACACUGGGCAGAGUGGGUGAGACUGCUGUCCAUGGCUUUGCCCCAGCUACCUGUGGCCAAGGGCUCCUAGAGACCCCCUUAACCCCCUCCCAAAUACUAAGAAGCUAAAGUAUUUUAAUAUUUUGUUUUUUCUUGGUGCCAGAGUUUAUACCCUGGGUGCUGGGGUCGCACUGUGUUAUAUAUAUAUAUAUAUA